Messenger RNA from Rubroshorea leprosula, 2426 nucleotides. Lineage: Eukaryota; Viridiplantae; Streptophyta; Magnoliopsida; Malvales; Dipterocarpaceae. The record is from the annotation of a GenBank genome assembly.
CAAUGUAUUAUAUUCUCCUUUUCAUCUCUUCAAUUUCAUUUUAUUAAUAUGAAGCGUCUGGAAUCAUGCCACCGAGAAAGAACAGAGACAAAGAGGUUCAGCCAGCCCAGGCUGAACAUGCAGACGACAGCCCACUUCAUUCUGAGGGUGAAAAUGAUCCCAUCACUUUUCUCCCAGUGUCACCUUUAGCGGAACGGUCCUAUGGGAAUCCAGUGUUUAAGGAGAAAGAAGCAGACCGUGGAGGUGACUUUGCUGAAUCAAGUAAUAUGUUUAGAGGUAUGACUGAAUGUCUGGAUUUAGCAUUCAAAGAACAGAACCAGGUUAUGCGGAGACUUGUUGACAGUCAAACAGAAUCUUCCAGACGUCAGGAAGAGUUAGUUAGACAAUGUAUAGAAGAGAUGAGACGGAUCUUCGAGGAAGGCACUAGGGUGAUGCGAGAAACUGGGGAAGAAAGUCGCAGAACAUUGCAGGCUGUUUCAGAACAAGUGGUUGAGCAAGUGCGACAGCCUAGACCUGAGAUUCCUCCUCCAGUCGUUGAAAUGCCCAGACAGAUUCAGGAAGCCCCAAUCCCAGUACUCGGGGGGCAAGGGAAUCAGCCUCAUCCUAACAUUCCACAGCAGAAUUUCUUCAUGGGUGAGGGACAAAGACAGCAUGAACCAAUGGAGGCUGCUGCUCCUGUUGCAGACCAUGGCCAUCAACCUCAGCAUAGGUAUGUUCCGCUAGGUAGGAGGGGAAAUGUAGGUCCUCAUCAUCAACCCUACCCAAGGGAUUUUUUCCAGCCACAAGUUCCUCCAGCCCAGCCGGUACAGCGCGGUCUGCAGAAUCACCCAGCUCAAUUAUUCAAUAGAGAUCAGCUAAUAGAUCUGGUACAAGAAACCUAUGGACCAGCCUUGAGACCAUUGGUGCGUCCAGCCUACAGGAAGCCUUAUCCAGACAUCAUUGAUCAUGAAAAUCCUUUUCCAAGGGGUUUUAAGGUGCCUGAGUUCACUUUAUUUUCUGGUGAGGCUGCAUCACAUGGAACUUAUUACAGUGACCCUAAUUUUGAUCUUGAUGUGGCUGAGGUUGUUACAGACAAGCCUGUUGUUUGUCCAGACCUUGUCAGACCAACUCACCAGCCUGAGACGUCUGUGAGACGUUAUGUUGGCGAGGCUGGAAAACAGUAUACUUUUGAUGUGUCAAAAGCUAGUGAUAUAUUUGACCACCUUAAAAAGAGUGGUCUGAUUAAGCUGCCGCCGGGACAUAAAAUCCCGACAGCGGCUGAAAUUGGAACUAGAGAUUAUUGCAAAUUUCAUAAUUCUUGGAAGCAUUCUAUUGAUAAUUGUCUUAUUUUUCGUAAUGUCUUGCAAGAAAAGAUUGAUAAGGGUUUCUUGAAAUUUCCAGACAAAGCGAAGGAAACCAUGGGAGUGGAUGCAGAUCCUUUUCCAGCUGUGUCUGUGGGUGUGAAUGUUGCAGACCUCAGGAGUGUUGCCAGAAAUCGCAGUCUGCCUUAUGCUCAAAGGAAUCUUGCUGCAGAAGACUUGAGGUGGGUUCUUGAGGCGCAGAGAUCCAGACAUAGCAGGAGCGUCAGUGAAUUUGUCAUGUCUGGUGCUGACAUUACCCUUGGUUUUCCAAGCCAAGAAAGAGGAGGAACCAAUCGUCUAUUUGGUCUGCCAGAAACAGUUACAACAGACCAAGGUACAGUUUUUGUCAGCCAUCAGGUGGAGGCACUUGCAAAGGAAAUGGGUUUCUGUUUGUUAAAUUCUACUCCUUAUUAUGCACAAGCUAAUGGGCAAGCGGAAGCUUCUAACAAGGUGGUGAUUAAUUUGCUUGAAAAAAUGGUGGAUGACAAUCCUAGACGCUGGCACGAAUUAUUGUCUGAAACACUGUGGGCUUAUAGAACUUCACAAAGGAGUUCAACCAAAAUAACACCUUUUGCCUUGACAUAUGGCCAUGACGCAGUCUUGCCAAUGGAGCUAACAGCCAGGUCUUUAAGAGUGAUGAUUCAGCAUAAUCUCCAGUCUGGAGAAUAUGAUGAGGCCAUGAUGCUUGAGCUGGAGGACCUUGAAGAUUCACGUUUGACAGCUUUGGAUAGAUUGCAAGCUCAAAAACUUAAAGUUGCAAAGUCUUACAACAAGAGGGUAAAAGGUAAAAAUCUGGUAGUUGGUGACUUGGUCUGGAAAGCAAUUUUACCUCUUGGCAAGAAAAAUCACAGAUUUGGGAAAUGGUCUCCAAAUUGGGAAGGACCAUUUCGAAUUCAUGAAGUGUUGAGAGGGGGUGCUUAUUGGUUAGAGUCACUUGAUAGAGAGCUACAUCCCAAGAAAAUUAAUGGAAUUUAUCUCAAGCCUUACUACCCUACAGUCUGGGAGGCAAGAGGCUUAGAGUCACAAGAAGCUGUCUGAGCCAGGUUUAUACUUCUGUCUGCAUACAAAUAAGUUGAUUUGCUUUCA